Messenger RNA from Camellia sinensis, 1628 nucleotides. RefSeq names its product NAC domain-containing protein 100. The record is from RefSeq and is a predicted model, not a curated record. Gene Ontology annotation, biological process: regulation of DNA-templated transcription. Gene Ontology annotation, molecular function: DNA binding. Lineage: Eukaryota; Viridiplantae; Streptophyta; Magnoliopsida; Ericales; Theaceae.
AACCUGCCCACCAAGUUGCGUUACGAACCACGUUUCUUUCUCUCCCAAAAAACCACUAUUUAGGGAGUUCUGUCUUCACAACACUUCUUUUCUUAACAACAUCUUUCAAUCUUUUUCUCUUAGAAGUUUUUUUUCUUUUUUUUUAACCUCUCAUUCCCUCUCUUUAGCCAUAUUCUUUCUAACUUCACAUAUAAAUCUCUUUAGUCAUCAUCUCUCUCUAACAAUUUGUUUCCUCUGUUUUUCUCGCACCAAUACAGAAUUCUAGAGAUCAUUUGCUAGGAGAGACCAUUUCAGAUUCAUAGGUUUUAAGAUCUGGGUUUAAGCUAUUUGGUUCUUUGGUUUUGAAUUCUAUAGAUUAUUUCUUAGAAGACUCAUUUAGAAUUUAGAAAAAGCUCAUAGCUUUGACCUGUGAGAACAGAGGAUUUCAGAAGAAAUAUUUAGUAAUGGAAAAAGGUUCAGGUAUUUGUAGGGACGAUGAGCAAAUGGAAUUGCCUCCGGGUUUUCGAUUCCACCCAACCGACGAAGAGCUUAUAACUCACUACCUUUCCCAUAAAGUUCUUGAGAGUAGUUUCUGUGCUAGAGCCAUCGGAGACGUCGAUUUGAACAAGGUCGAACCCUGGGAUUUGCCUCGGAAAGCGAAAAUGGGCGGAAGAGAAUGGUACUUCUUCUGUGUUAGAGAUAGGAAGUACCCAACUGGUUUGAGGACUAACAGAGCUACUGAUGCUGGUUAUUGGAAGGCAACGGGAAAAGACAAGGAGAUUUAUAGGGUCAAAACCCUAGUUGGAAUGAAGAAAACUUUGGUUUUCUACAAAGGGAGAGCUCCUAAAGGCGAAAAAACCAAUUGGGUCAUGCAUGAAUAUAGGUUGGAGGGCAAGUAUUCCCUCUACAACUUGCCUAAAACAGCCAAGAAUGAAUGGGUGAUUUCGAGAAUUUUCCAGAAGACUUCAGGUGGGAAGAAGACACAUAUUUCUGGGUUGCCGAUGAUGAACAGUUACGGCGACGACGACGAAUCACAGCCUCAGAAUUUGCCCCCAUUGAUGGACUACUCUUCUUCAGCUCAUGAUGAUCAGACAAGAAGAAUAGCCACGAAUACGUCUCACGUGACCUGCUUCUCCGAUCCAAUGGAGGACGACAAGAAGCCCCAAGAAACCAUGCUUGACACCUUCAACAAGCCUUCUGAUCUCUUUUCCACUCAUUUUUCGCCGAAUUUAGAGAAUUUGCAGUACACAGACCCUGCUUUAAUGGAGGAUCAAUCUAUACUAAGGUUUUUGCUUCAGAAUAAUGGGAUGAAUAUGAAGAGGUAUUCGAAAGCAGAGUACUCGGCGGAGACCGGCAUAAGCACUGAUAUCUCUUCGAACCAUGAAAUGGGUCAGAUCUCUUAUGAAGAUCCAAUCAAUUCUGCUGGAGGACCAGUGGACCUUGAUUGCCUCUGGAAUUACUACUAAAUUUGAAGAUUAAAAAAGAAGAAGAAGAACAGUAGAGAAAAUAAAAGAAGAAUACAGUGAGGAAAGGGAAAUAUUUAUGAUGUCUAGUAAAAUUUAUAUUAUUAUCAAAUUGUUGUUGUGUGUAGUAGUGUGUACAGAUUUUCCAAUUCUAAUGAUUUGUAAUAUAUGAAACCAAAUUCUCUA